CCACUAACAAUGAAGAUACUAUAUCAGAAGAUGAACUAGCUAAAGUUGUAGCUCAUAAAACUAAAAAGUGUAGAAAAAGAAUUAGAGUACAAGCAACUACUACUUCAUAUAAAAAGAGUAAAAGUGUAGUUGCUACACAAACACCUACAUCUAUCAUCAAUUUCUCUUAUAAAUCACAUUUUCUCGCAACACUACAAGAUAAAUCUCCUCAUUCUGAUAUAAGCCAAACUGAUCUAAAAAAAAGUACCUCAUUCAUAUCACAUCUACAACGAAUUAUACGUUCUCACAAUGAUAGCCAACAAUUAUAA
Messenger RNA from Dentiscutata erythropus, 308 nucleotides. Lineage: Eukaryota; Fungi; Glomeromycota; Glomeromycetes; Diversisporales; Gigasporaceae. The record is from the annotation of a GenBank genome assembly.